Halichondria panicea is the source of this 5307-nucleotide messenger RNA. RefSeq lists its product as uncharacterized. The record is from RefSeq and is a predicted model, not a curated record. Gene Ontology annotation, biological process: SREBP signaling pathway; regulation of cholesterol biosynthetic process. The coding region runs from base 254 to 5206 and encodes 1650 amino acids. Gene Ontology annotation, molecular function: sterol binding; protein binding. Gene Ontology annotation, cellular component: endoplasmic reticulum membrane; SREBP-SCAP complex; Golgi membrane. The transcript is spliced from 22 exons. Lineage: Eukaryota; Metazoa; Porifera; Demospongiae; Suberitida; Halichondriidae.
GCUGAUGAGGCAAACAGCUAGCAUUCUGGAUAAAGCACAGGGAAACAAGGAACUCCUCUGGACUCGACUCGCUAGUUGUACUAGCUGUAGGCGGUCGACAUAAGAGAUGAGGCCCAGGUUCUAGCAAUUCUACAUAAAAAAAUCGACAAGCUACAUAAAAGAAUUAUGCGAGACUUAUACAGAGUGUGCAUUUAUAGUGAACAUACAACAAAUGUGAAGGAGUACUGCGUUGCAAAGUGAGCUUGUACAAACGAUGCGUAGAGAAACCCAGCAGUUGAAUAAGGCUCUGAGCGUGGAGAGCAUAGCAUACAGCCAUGGGCUGUUCUGUGCCAGUCACCCAGGACCUGUCAUCCUAGUGGUAGUCAUGGUGAUCAUAUUGUGCAGUCUCCCGUUUUUUGUGACAACUUCCGGUGAUUUGAAUUCACCCAAAACAUGGAAGACACAGUGGUUGAAUUACCGUUCACCUGUAACCAUGGCGACCGGGGCACCACAGUGGAUAAUAAACGAUCCUACAAAGUUUUCGGCAAGAACACCUUCAUGGUUUGUGGGUGUCCCUUUGGCUGUGAUCCAACAAAUUUAUGUGAGGCUAAAACUGGACUGCAGUGUGGAGACUGAGCUGUGUCACAGGUCCCAGUACAGCCAAACCAGGAUAACAGCCUCACACCUCACAUCCAAGAUGGAGGACACAAUCGAAAUAUGUCGUCCAGUGCUCCACCCUGCUGCCCUGGACCUCUCCCAUACCCUCACAACCCCACCCACUCAGCCCCCCCACAUCUCACAAAGUGGCAUCCUCUCUCCCAGUCUGGACUUACUCAGCAACAAGUGGGACAAGAAUCACAACAGCACACUCGGAUACCACUCCCUUAAAGAGCUAUUGUAUGGUGGAUAUUGGGAACAGGAGCACCAGCUGUCCAGAAAAGGUGGUGCGGUCGGUGGGAAUGACCAACAACAAUUGUUUGCACUGACCUUUGUGCUCAAACCCAGUUGGGAUGGGUUUAACAACCUCACCAAGUGCUUGGAUGCUCUACAAUCGAAGUGGCCAAGAGUGACAGAGCCACAAGAGGAUGUAAUACAACACUUCUACUUUGAACCUGAGUGGCGACUGAGGGACUUUGCCCCGCUGAUUGCAGUUUACACCAUUGUCUUUCUUUACAUUUCAUUUUCUGUUGGCAAGAUUGACCUUGUAAAGUCCAAGAUUGGUCUGGGUAUCACUGCUUGCCUGACGGUGGUGGCAUCUCUUACCAUGUCUCUAGGCAUCUGUACGUUCUUUGGAGUCAGCAUCACCCUCAGUGGCAGUGAGAUCUACCCAUACGUUGUCAUCAUCAUUGGUCUAGAGAACAUCCUUAUCAUUGUCAAGGCUGUCAUUUCCACUCCAGAGGAACUAGAGGUGAAGUAUCGUAUCGCCGUCGGUCUGAGCAAGGAGGGCUGGGCCAUCUUGCAGAACCUGCUCACCCUGUUGUGUAUCAUGACCCUCUCUAUGCUGGUCUUCAACUAUACCAUGAGGGAGUUCUGUGUAAUUGCACUGGUAGGAGUGCUUUGUGACUCCUUUCUACAACUGAUUUUCUUUACUACCGUGCUCUCUAUUGAUCUCAGAAGACUUGAGUUGAGUGAUCUCAACUCUCAGCCCCUUCCUGACCCCCGGUCCGCUCAGGAGAGCCCUGGGGGCAGGGGACCGUGUCCAUGUCCGUCAUCCUUUACUAUGGCCUCAUCCAAGAAACUGCGCUCCAAGAGAAUCAAGUUCUUCUACUUUUUGGCACGUGUGAGACCUGUCUCUAGAUUGCUAAUGGUUGCUCUGUCAGUGGUAUUGGUGGCAUGGUUCACCAAUACAGAAACCUUUCACAACAUGCUGACUGGGCUCAAGGAGACUGCAGCCCCCACCUCUCAGCCUGAAAUGUCUGCAAUGGACCACCUCAACCUCCCUCAUCUACAGCAAGUGCUGUCAGUACACGUAGGAGAUGAAUUGAAUGAGCUGCCUUCUAGAGAACCAAUUAACCAAGACCAAACAUUGGAAACUGAGGGGAAGUCGAAGUCUGACUUUCAAUCUGGCUCACAUUUUGUCGACAGCAUUAUGCAGCUCAAUGAUAGUGACGUUUUUGUGAGGCGUGUGAGGAGUGAAGGUGUUAGUGGUGUAAUGGGAAUGUGGAGGAAGAUGAUCACCAUACACUGGCCACGCCUACUCCAGUAUGCUGGUUUCUGCACUGAAGGAAGGUUCUUAACCUUGCUCCCGCCCAUCUCCCUCUCGUUGCGCCUUGGGUCCUCCCCACCACCCUCGUCUUCACAAACUCCCACUCCCACAUUACCACACAUCCUCGUGCACCCCUACAUGCUACGUGGGAUCUUCAUUAUCAUCCUGAGCACCAGUGCCACAGCAUAUAUUGCCUUUCUAAUCCGGAGCUCCAGGCAACGUCAUCACAUGUCUAUCAAGAGUGUGAGAAUGAGGAAACACUCGUCCAGGGUAGCCUGCCUCAAAGGACACACACAAGACAUAGACUGUAUGUGUGUUGAUGGCGAUAUGGUGGUGAGUGUGAGUCUUGAUGGUGACAUCCGAGUAUGGGACAGCCAACCAAGAGGAAGGCGCUGUCUUAGAACGAUUGUCCGAAGUGAGCUUUGUGGUGAGCCACCCCUUCACUUAGUUGCCACAGAUACAAGUAAUCGGCCAGCUGCUGACGGUUGUGAAGACAACUCUGACUACACACCAUCCACUACCCCGCUGUUUAAAAGCAAUACCACUAUAGGAUCUAGCUGUAAUCUACCCUCUACUAUUCACACUUCUUCCCUUCUUCACAAUAUUUCUGCCCCCACUUCCAUUCUUCCCAAUGCUGCAAAUUUCCCAUAUUUAUCACACACCUUGUCCCGAUCACAUACUUCUUCAGUCAUACACCACUCAGAUUCUCCUCUUCCUGUAGGAUCCACUCCACCAGUUAGUAUGAAUAAUUUUCCUCACCUUGUAAAUUAUACUCCCCAAGUUCAGUACAAUUCUUCUGUGAGUGGUAGUUCAAAUUCUGUUCAAGUCGUUUCAGCGACCAGGGUGACACCUACACCGCAUCAAACUUAUACAACAUGUCCGGUUCUUCAGCCAACUAAUAAUUAUGCUGGAACACAGCCCUACACCACAGCUCAAGGCCAGUCUGUUGGAAUUCCACGUCAUACGUCGGCAUAUGCAGCUGUUCAACCUCAAUAUGUCAACGAACAAAUACCGGCUAGCGGAGUUCAAGCUUACACUCAAACGUAUCCUACUCCCUACACUACUCCACAAAACACUUCGUAUCCUCGACAUACUACUUCUUCUUCUGCUAGCACAAGGGAUACUAGAACACAUUCGCGUGCCCUAUCACAUGGUCAACUGAGCUUUAAUAGGCAGGCAAGUACUUCCGGUCGAACAAGUUUGCCUCACAUCUCUUUAGAAGUGUCUCCUCCUGACAACAUUGGAACCAGUCCGCAUAGUAUUCCAACAAUAUCCCGAUCAGAUAGUCCAAUUGUUGGCAGUCAGGGCUAUGGAUUUCGGCGAAAUUCUUUUCAAGGUGGUGUGAAUGUUCAGAGGUCUUUGUCAGUCAAUUCUGGACUUAGCUCAAGCUCUACUAAACAAAUAGAUCAAUUGGUCCGUAGUUCUCAUUCAAAUCGCUACCUCUCAUCCGAUCUCUCAUCCACAUGUGCUUCAUUGUCUAUCUCAGGUACUGUUGUGCACUCUACAUGUAGCCCUACAAACCAUGCUGCAACUUAUCAGCGAAACUUCUCCUCAAGUCCUUCUCCUAUCCUCACAAAUCAACGUCCAGGAAUACAGGUCCCCCUCGAGCCACCAAUGAUCUCAACAUCAAGAAUUCUCCCAUCAACCCCAACAGCCAGGAAUCCUAGUUUAUUACCUGCAGUGAGUACUAAUGUACAUGUAACAGCACCUAACGGUAAAUCUGAAUCUACAUUAGCAUGUGAAGUACCUCAGCAAUCACAGAGGGUGCAAAACAUUCAGCUGACUUCAUGCUCUCCCUCUGUAAGCAGAAGUGCCAGUGAGAAAAAACUUCCGUAUCAACGUGGUCAUGCACGUAAUCAUUCUCUUGGCAAUGACCUUCCUCAUAGAGGCCCCCUGUUCUUCAAAGGUCAUACGAGGAAUCGAUCACUGGGGAGCGUUUCUGGGCCUUUUCAACCACAACAUGAGAGCUCUCGCCAACCAUCACUGGGAAACCUGUCAAUAGCUUCUGCUAGCUCUUUCGUUACGAAUUUGCAGUCCCCUGUUUCACCUCAAGCACCCAUCCCCGAGACUGGCUAUGAUUUUGCUUCACAUUUCAACAUCUUCUCUCAGUACACAGCCAAUAUGGCGCUGCAAUAUUGUUCUGUUGAUGACAGUGAAACGGAACCAGAGCAUAGUGUGCCCACGGUCUGGUGUAUGGGGACUUGGAACGCUACUGUUGCUGUCGGAUGUGGAAACGGACAAGUUGAGGCAUGGAAUGCUGACACUGGUUCAUUGAUAUUCUGCCUGAACCUUGGUACAGUCGGUGUGACAACCAUCACCAUCAACUCUCAAGGGAUAUUUACUGGUCACAUGGAUGGAGCAGUUAAUCUGAUUGGCCACAAUGGUAUUUUGCAAAAGACUGACCGUAUGCACACUAAAGCAAUUAGCGUCCUUCGGUGUUAUGAUGACCGAGUAAUUGUUGGUAGCCAGGAUUCUAUUGUGAGUGUGUUGAGAAGAAUGGACCUCAUGCCAGUCAGCACUUUACAUGCCCACUGUGGCAACAUCAGAGACAUCUUGUGCAUAGACGGCCCCACCCAUGGCUGUGUGUCGGGCUGCAGUAAGGGCCUCAUUAUCCACUGGGACAUGGAUACUGCAGAGCUUAUCCAUGACUAUGGCGAGUUUGAAGGAGGUGUAAUCAAGUUGGGAUCUGCCGGCUUAUUGGUUGUUGCUCUUUUGACCGAUUGUAUACGAGUGUGGGACUGCAUUGAGGGGGAGGCACUACACAAGAUAUCACUGGAUGGACUGUGUAAUGACUUUGCUGUAAUGGGAUCAAAAUACGUCGCAGCAAGUCUUGAGUCUCACAUCGUCGUCUAUGAUAUUGAUUCUGGCAGGAAGCACUCUGAGCAGUACUUGCUACCGGACCGAGCUACAUGUAUGACUCUCAUCAGCCAUGUGGCUACACUGGAUGAAGCUAGUGUUGUGUGCAGCAGUGGCAAGGACUUGCACAUUGUGCCUUGUCAGGUUAAGCUGAAAUUGGACUAGCUCUUGUCUUAUUUAUAAUCACAUGACCGUACUCUUAUCCCCUUUAUAUUUUUGUAUAUAAUUAUUUGUAUUAUUGAAAAGUAUAAAGUACAAACAAAAGA